AUGGAAGGCGCGCUUCUCCGUGAACCGACAAGGAAAGGAAAUUUUUUUUCAAUGCAUAUUAAUCUCGAUGAUUACGUGAAAUUUCUAAAAAAUGCGCUUGCAUCCAAUAAAACGAUGUUUAUGGUCAGUAGAGAUCCGCGCGAUCAUCCUUCUCACAGAUUAGUCGGUAUCAAAGCAGCAUUACCAGAAUUAAUUAAAGAUUAUGAAGUGAAUGCUAAACGUCUUUCUGUCGAAAGACAGUUAUCAGCAGAACAAAUCGACUAUGCUGCAUUGGGUUAUUUUUCUAACACUGAAGGGAAUUCUUUUGAUCACGGACUUCCUCAUGAUCACGAACAUUAUCAUGAUCGUGGUGUUCACACCGAUUCACACGAACAUAUCCGAAUUGUGCAACAUACAAGUCAACCCAUUAUUCUUUCUUCUGAAGCAACGACAGUUCCGGCAGUAAAUGUAGCAAUGAAAGAACCACAGGAGGCAUCUAUUGGGACGGUCACUUCAGUCUACCAGCAGGAGAUGCCUCUUCUCGAAUCUGAAUUCAGAGCCGUGUCAGAGAUUCCUACACAACAAAAUUUAAUGCAUGGAUCUGUCUCUCCUAUUUUGCUGCCAGAUUCGGGAAAAGUCACUUCUGAAUCAGUGAUGCAUGAUGGGCUUUCAUCAGCUAUGGAAGGUACAUCGAAAAAUAUACCUCCAUCUGUUACAACUGAUAUCAACCUUGCGGCAGAAAGCAGUCUUCCACAAAUCGAAUCAUCGCAAGAAAAAACACCAUUGACCGCAAACAUUGUGAAUGUGAAUGCUCAGAAUUUGUUGCACAAUCAACCUCUUCAGUCGAUGUCCGUGCAGCAAGUUAAUAUCGAAUUACCUCCCCAGCAGGUUAUGACCAUUCCUUCACCAGUUGCAGUUCUCGAUUCCAGUCUCCCUCCCACACUGGAUAAUAUAUCACAAAUCAAUUUCUCUGCCUCAUCAGUUAAUGUAUCCUUAUCAAAUAUUUCUUCUCAGACCGGUGACUCUCCAUCAACUCCCUCUCCUUCGGUAGUAAUAUCAGAUGUGACACCACCAAUAUUAGUAAAUAGCGCGCAUUCAGAUUCUGUUUAUUUGUCAUCAGCGCCAUCAUCUCCCUUGCCACCAAAACAUAUUAAACCGGAAAAAUCACCCUCAGAUAAUACUGCAACGAUCCUCAAGGAUCGCGACAUUUUACCUGUGUCAGUUUCUCCUCAUACUGAACCAAUAACAUCCACUUUUAUUACUCCUCAGUUUGAUCCGGUUACAUUACUGUCUGAAUUUGGUUCUACAGUGGAAAUGGAAUUGGAAUCAAGAGGAAAAGAUGUAGAAACAACGACAGUUAACUAUCCGCUUGAACCACCACCAUUUCCAUCUACUUCUAUACAGUCAAAAGACUCGAUACUUUCCUAUGCCGUAAAUCCAUCAGCAACCGAAAGUAUUUUAUAUGAUGAAAAGGACUACUGCGUGAAAGAUGAGUGUGAUAGUGUUUACAACACUCCUAGAGCUGAUGAGAAGUUGGGAACAGAACAUUUGUUUAUAAUUAGGAAAUGGCUCAGCAAAUUGAUUGAUAUUGCACGAUUUAUGCUACCGUCAUCAAUAAAUAAUUUUGACGAUGCAGGUGCUGUUUGUGUUAUCCUAAGAGUUUUGGUGACAUUUUUCGUUCCUCUCUGUUUGUUUAUUCAUUUAUUACGAAUGCUAGUUUUUGCGGAUACUUGUGACAGGGAUCAUUUUGAUCGAAGAAUACUACAUAAUGCAUUGACGACUAUUAGACAACGUGAAAUUCAAAUAAUGUCAUUGCAUGCUGAAAUGGAGAAAGGGAAAAAUACAUGGAAUACCGAAAUGGAUGAGAAAUUCAAAAAUUUACAGUCGGAAAUAAGCCAGUUGAAAGCCAAGUGCCGUAUGCUUGAGGAAGAAAAUGAUAAUCUGAAAGCAGAAAUGGAUGAGACGAGUCAAAUGGUUGAAAAUGAACGUUUGAAAUGCAAAAAUUUAAUGGACCAAAAUAGGAAUCUUGGGGAGAAAAAUGAGUUGCUAACGAAACAAUCAUUUGAAAUACAUGCUACCAUGGAAGUGUUGCAUGAAGAGAAUGAACGUUUAGUUAGUGAAGUUGCCAAAAAAAGCGCACAAUUAAUACGUCUUGAGUCGGAAGCAAAUUCAUAUUCACUCGAAAUUAAAAAUUUGAAAGAUCAAUUGAAGACAUCUUUAUCAGAAAGCAAAAUACUGCGCCAGCGUGUGGAAGAACUCCAAAAUGAGAUUGUUCAGUUGUCGGAGAUUAUAAAUGAAAUAGGUAAUUCGGGUGAUGUUGCUAUCCGUGAUAGAUCAUCAAUUGCUGAAGUCGAGAAUGGUGAACAAACACGGGAAGAUAUAAACGGUGAAAGCGGUUGGUCAGAUUUUGAUGAAUUUGAUGUAGACAAUCCACCAACAGCAGAGUUACCAGAAAAACCAAAAAAAGAUCAAAAAAUGGUUGCACGAUUUUCGCCUGCUGAAAUUAUGGAAGUUGCGAAACUCAGAGUGAAGUUAAAGACUGUUGAGGCUGAUUUGGAUCAAGCAAAGUUGACACUACAAAAGGAGUUAAAUGAACGCGAUCAUCUGAUGCGUAAAGUUGAGUUCGCCGAGGCAGAAGCUGCAAAACGAUUGAAAGAAGUGGACACAAAAGAAGCAGAAAGAGUCGAGGCGCAAAAUCAAUUUAAAAGAAUUUUAGGGAUGGUCGAAGAACGAGAAGCAAAAUUACGAAGUACAGAAGAAUUAAUAGAAAAGAUGCGUGACGAGGUGAUGAAAUGGCAAGAAGAAGUAAGACGAUUAGAGGAUCAAAAAAAAGCUGUGGAGUUCAAAUUAUUGGAAGCUGAGCAAGAACUGAAACGUUUGAAAGCAGAAUAUACAAAGUUAGAGACGCGUAGUUUUCAUGAAAUACGUCAGUGUAAACAGACGGUAGCAGCUCUUCAGCAACAGUCAUUGGAGCAAGUUCAUCUGUCGAAUCCGUCAUCAAAUUUACUUGACAAUGCUAAUGUAUUGAAUAUCUCUGCAUCAUCAUCCGAUCGUGACUAUGGUAUGUCGCUUAACAAUGCGCCACCUUUAUUGCCCCAUAUACGACCUUUAUGGAAUGACGAGCGAUCAGAGAUUUUUUCAUCCCACGGAGAAUCGUCACUGUUAAAAAAGAUAGAUCCUCUGUUAAAUGAUGUAACAUCAGAAAAUGGUAAUAUCAGUCAUGACAGAGGCUCGAAGCAACGACGAAGUAUUAGGGAACGAGAGCAUAAUAUUGGUGUAAACAUGGAUGGUAUGCAACCACGUCAUAAAAAGGCUGGUUAA
Acanthocheilonema viteae is the source of this 3300-nucleotide messenger RNA. NCBI's taxonomy places the organism in Eukaryota, Metazoa, Nematoda, Chromadorea, Rhabditida, Onchocercidae. The record is from the annotation of a GenBank genome assembly.